UUCAAUUCAACGGUGAUUGACGGCGACUGUGCUCGUGGAGCUCUUUAGCGGUGUAUUCGGUGUAUUCUAACCUUAAAGUAGCGGUGGCUAGCACGGCCAGUAAACGAUAGAACUGAGAUUAGUCAGUUUUACUUUUGUAAUAAAUGAGAUAACCAAAUGUGCCUGACGAGGUAUACGCGUACUACAAUAGCGUAAUCCAAAGUGUCUCUCGACAAUGAAUUACAUCGUGAUUGUACGUGCCUUCAAGCCGGGCGACGAGAUAGGCUGCAGGGAAUUGAUCAGGGACGUCGUGAUGUCUUCCCUAGGCGCUACGUUUUGCGGGAUGCUGUUUAAGGAGAUAAUCUUCCAGCUGAUGAUCUUGCUGGCGGCGAUAAUGUUUAUUUUCUUCGGGAUGCCGUUUACCAUCUGCCUUUUAGUCAUACCUAUAGUUAUAGUAUUGACGUACGUCUGCACGUACAUCAGUUUUGUCACGAAAUUGAUGGAGAUUAACGGAGAGAUUUCUAACAUUCCACGACUCUACAUGUCAAAUGCCUUCUCCUGCUUCUGGGUCGCUGAAGCAUUUGAACCUCGCUUGAAGAUAGGACAUCCUAAAGAAGUUUAUUAUACUGUAAUGACAGAAGAGCAGUUUCAUCAAGCUAACAUAAGGGUUUCUAUGCAGUCUAAAAAGAUAGUAGGAACUGUUGGUUUAUGCAAGAGUAUCAGACUGGAUAGGAGUGCGUGGAUAAAGAGGCUGUACGUGCAUGAGCGAUAUCGAAAAAAAGGUAUAGAAUCAUAUUUGCUCACUGCUGCUGUACAAUUUGCAAUUGAUGCAGGGUACAGCUGCGCUAAUAUAGUAGCUUCCGAGUACACCGAAGAGAAUAGAGAGUUGUGCUUCAAAAAAGGUUUUGAAAUGGAGCAAAUAUAUCACAAGUAUGUCUUAGGAUCGUACAUUACAAUAUUAAUGUAUGAAUUAACGUAUAAGAUUAAACCUACCGAAGACGAUUACUCGCCUAGGGUGGAUUUUGAGAAAGAAUUGAACGAAUUUUUUGUUUUUUGACAAAUAAGACUGAUCAAUUGAUAUUGUGUUCUCUUUUGAACAAAAUACUUGAACCAAAUAGUGAUGAUAUUUAUCUAAUUGAUACGCUUAGAGUAUUAUCCCACAUUUUAUAUAUGUAUACAUGACAUAAUACAUGACUAAAAUAGGAAGGAUGUUGUUUUUUAUGAAAUGUUUAUUAGGUAUCUCAAGUAUUGUUGUAAGCGUUCAUGGAACUCCGCAAAAUAGCGAAAAUAAAAGUUAUUUUUCUUAUCC
Molecule: messenger RNA, 1288 nt
Organism: Solenopsis invicta (red fire ant)
Lineage: Eukaryota; Metazoa; Arthropoda; Insecta; Hymenoptera; Formicidae
Exons: 2
Coding region: 215-1036 (273 amino acids)
Molecular function (GO): N-acetyltransferase activity
Source: RefSeq, a predicted model, not a curated record